ACUCAGUAGAGGCUGCUUACCUAGCUUGUAUUCUUAUUCUUUUCCUUCCUUCUUCUUUGCUCGAUACGCACAGUCCAAACACAAUGCCACCGCCGAACACCCCCGCAUCGGCAUCGGGCUCAGACGAUGCCCCCGCAGGCUCAGUGAACAUUACGUCCCUCCCCGUCCCGCAACUGCGCAGCCUGCAAUCGCGCCUCACCACCGAGCUCGAGCACCUUACCACAUCACACGCGAAGCUGCGUGCAGCGCAGUCCAAGUUCCGGGACUGCGUGCGAUCUAUAAACGACGGGGUUAUCGGUUCGGAAAAGAAGGAAACACAGGGGAGAGACGAUAUCCUGGUCCCGUUGACGAGCUCGCUCUACGUCAAGGGAAAGCUUACAGAUCGGGAGAAGGUGCUUGUCGAUGUUGGAACGGGAUUCUACGUUGAGAAGACUACCGCUAAAGCAAUCGAUUUCUAUAAUGGCAAAGUGAAGGACUUGGAAGCCAACCUGCAGGACCUUGAGAAGAUUGUCCAGGGUAAGAGUACGCACUUGAGAGUCGUCGAAGACGUUCUGAGACAAAAAGUGUUGAGUGGAGAGGCUGCUGCCACUGCGGCUGGUUGAAGUGGAAUCACUUGUGAAGAGUGAUUUUCUUUUUAGAAAUAUAUGGAAAAAAUACUUCAAUUCUAUUGUGACCCCCUUUUACCUUGCUCCAGGCCAGUGACUUGAAGUAGAGAUACUAUUUCCUGUGGAUGUGGAUCUACGAUUUCCGGUUUGUUGCCGCUAUUAAAAUAGGGGAAGAUGGGAAUAAAGAUGGCUCUAAAGAUUUUUGAAUGGUCUAAUUUAAUGCUUUGCUAUAUGGUAGGCUUGAAAAUGUCGAUGAAAAAC
This is a messenger RNA of Penicilliopsis zonata CBS 506.65, 866 nucleotides long. RefSeq lists its product as hypothetical. Gene Ontology annotation, cellular component: cytoplasm; prefoldin complex. Gene Ontology annotation, biological process: regulation of DNA-templated transcription; protein folding. The transcript is spliced from 4 exons. The record is from RefSeq and is a predicted model, not a curated record. Bases 84 to 602 code for a protein of 172 amino acids. Lineage: Eukaryota; Fungi; Ascomycota; Eurotiomycetes; Eurotiales; Aspergillaceae.